AAAGCGCCUCUAGUGGGCGGGGCUCGCUGCCGUAGGGACCUGAGACGGCCAUCCGGAGCACGAUGGCGGCUGCAGGGUCUGAAUCUCUGCGCGUGGGCUUCGUGGGCGCAGGCCGCAUGGCGGAGGCCAUUGCUCAAGGCCUCAUACGAGCAGGCAAAGUGGAAGCGAAGCAAGUGCUGGCCAGUGCACCAACAGACAAGAACCUCUGCCACUUCAGGGCUCUGGGUUGCCAGACCACUCACUCCAACCAGGAAGUGCUGCAGAGCUGUUCACUUAUCAUCUUUGCCACCAAGCCUCAGGUUCUGCCAGAUGUUCUGGCAGAGGUGGCCUCCGUCGUUACCAGUGAGCACAUCGUGGUCUCUGUGGCUGCUGGGAUCCCUCUGAGCUCGCUGGAGGAGCUGCUGCCCCCGAAAACACGAGUGUUGCGAGUCUCUCCCAAUCUACCUUGCCUAGUCCAGGAGGGGGCGAUGGUGAUGGCCCGGGGCCACCAUGCCAGGAAUGACGACGCUAAGCUCCUACAGAACUUGCUGGAGGCCUGCGGGCAGUGCAUAGAGGUUCCUGAGUCCUACGUAGAUAUCCAUACCGGCCUCAGUGGCAGUGGUGUGGCCUUUGUGUGCACAUUCUCGGAGGCCCUAGCUGAAGGUGCCAUCAAGAUGGGCAUGCCCAGUGGCCUGGCCCACCGCAUUGCUGCCCAGACCCUGCUGGGGACAGCCAAGAUGCUGCAGCAGGAAGGGAAGCAUCCAGCCCAGCUUCGGACGGAUGUGCUCACACCAGCUGGAACCACCAUCCAUGGGCUUCAUGCCCUAGAGAAGGGCGGCCUGCGAGCAGCUGCCAUGAGCGCGGUGGAAGCAGCUACCUGUCGAGCUAAGGAGCUCAGCAAGAAGUAAGCCAGGCUCCAGGUGAGACUACAGGUUCCUGGCCCAGCUUCGGCCUCUGAGUGGCGAGAACAGCCCCACGGCCAUCAUCUUCAUCAGAGAAGCUGUGACUACUUGUUAAAGACCCUCAAGAUCAGGUCUGUUGCCUGUGACAUUCCGUCAAGGAAGCAGGAGGUGCGGAGGGUCAUUCGACCUCCAACUGUGAUUCCAGCUCCUCUCUCCUGCACCUGUCAGCCAAUUGUAAUUGUGUCCUAAUUGUACAUGGCCUCAUGGUCUCAGGGGGUAGAUUAUGCAACCUGUGGAAGGUGGACUAAAAUGAGAGAGGUUUCCAUCUUUACAGAUAUGGGAUCAUCCUCAUCCGUGCUGGCAUGAGAUGUUUUGGUGGUGUGGUUGCUUUGUCACCCACACUCCUGUAAGCAGCACCCCAUCCAUGCUCUCUAAGUCCAAUAAACUCAUUAGUGCCCCAAGUUGAACUUUGA
Messenger RNA from Microtus ochrogaster (prairie vole), 1354 nucleotides. RefSeq names its product pyrroline-5-carboxylate reductase 3 (gene Pycr3). Gene Ontology annotation, biological process: L-proline biosynthetic process. The record is from RefSeq and is a predicted model, not a curated record. Lineage: Eukaryota; Metazoa; Chordata; Mammalia; Rodentia; Cricetidae. Gene Ontology annotation, molecular function: pyrroline-5-carboxylate reductase activity.